Molecule: messenger RNA, 686 nt
Organism: Amborella trichopoda
Lineage: Eukaryota; Viridiplantae; Streptophyta; Magnoliopsida; Amborellales; Amborellaceae
Source: RefSeq, a predicted model, not a curated record
GAGAGAGAGAGAGAGAGAGAGAGAGAGAGAGAGAGAGAUAGAGAGAGAGAGAUGGUUUGUUUUGCAGGUAUCCUGAACUGGGGAGCUAAGAAUAAAGAGGAGGGCGGGAUUUAAAGAAGAAGGAUGGAAAGAAAUUUUGUACUUGUUUCGGGUUUUUGAUGAUUGUUGUGAUAUCUACUUGCCAUGGAGUUGGAGGAAGGGCUAACUCAGGGAACGAUUUGGAGGCGAAGGCAGAGGCGCAUUUGAAGCUUUUGAAUAAACCUGCAAUUAAAACCAUUAAGAGUGAAGAUGGGGAUGUGAUCGAUUGUGUUGAUAUUUACAAACAACCUGCAUUUGAUAAUCCUCUUCUAAGGAACCACACCAUUCAAGUUUUAUUUUAUUUUUUAUUUGCUUUUAUUCCAUGUAAAUUGCUCUUUAUAUGGAACAAACACGAAAGUUGCCCACAAGGAACAAUUCCAAUUCGCAGGACUACAAAAAAUGAUAUUCUGAGAGCUAAAUCAAUCACUAAUUUUGGGAAGAAAACCCCAAAUUCGAUUCCUGGUCCAAAAAAGUCAGAUAACAACAGUGCUAUUGAUGUUGAGCAAGCAUAUGUGUAUGUGUCCGAUUCGAAAUCAAAUUAUUUUGGAGCAGAAGCAAAUAUUAAUGUUUGGAACCCAUCGGUGAAAAAGGCCGAUGGUUUUGAAUGA